Molecule: messenger RNA, 3424 nt
Organism: Camellia sinensis
Lineage: Eukaryota; Viridiplantae; Streptophyta; Magnoliopsida; Ericales; Theaceae
Biological process (GO): protein phosphorylation
Molecular function (GO): protein kinase activity; protein binding; ATP binding
Source: RefSeq, a predicted model, not a curated record
CUCCAACUUUCAUAACCCUAACUUCCUCUCUCUCACACUUCACCACUUCACAACCUCCUCUCUUCUUUCUUCUUCUCUCUCAAAUCCAAGUUUUUGUUCUCUUAUGCAACAAAUCAUUCUAUCACUCUUCCAAUUUCAAAACCCUAAUCAUGAUAUUUAGAAAAUGAUCGAUCGUAUUUUAUCAGUGCUCUUUCUUCGUUUAAAGAUGGCCAAAAAUGGAGCUGAAACAGGCAGAUUAUCGCUCGUGUUCAUGUUCUUGUUCUUUAGCUCAUGCUCGUGCACCGACAAUGAAUUUGAGCUCUUAUUAUCCAUCAAAAGUUCGAUGAGCGAUCCUUUACAGUCCCUCUCCAACUGGAACCUUUCUCUCCCUUUUUGCCAAUGGAAAGGUAUCGCCUGCGACAAUUCAUCUCAUGUAGCCAAACUUGAGCUCUCUGGAAAGAACUUAUCAGGGAAAAUCCCGGAAUCAAUUUUCCAUCUCCCAUAUAUUGAAACCAUCGAUCUUUCAAGUAAUCAGCUCUCUGGUGAAAUUCAAAUCAAUUUUUCUUCUUGUUUGUCGCUGCGAUAUCUCAAUCUUAGCAACAAUAAUUUCACCGGUCCACUGCCCAAAGGCUCAAAUUCGCAGCUUCAAGUGUUGGAUCUUUCAAACAACAUGCUUUCGGGUAAAAUUCCUGAGGAAAUUGGAUUGUUUUCGGGCCUUGAGUAUCUUGAUCUCGGUGGAAAUGUUUUGAUGGGAAUAAUUCCGAAGUCCUUAUCAAAUAUUACAGGUUUGCAAUUCUUGACUUUGGCUUCAAACCAAUUAAUCGGAGAAAUUCCUCGUGAAUUAGGCAUGUCGAAGAGCUUGAAGUGGAUUUAUUUGGGAUACAACAAUCUCUCAGGUGGAAUUCCAACUGACAUUGGAGAAUUGACUUCAUUGAAUCAUCUUGAUCUUGUGAAUAACAAUCUCACCGGUGAAAUUCCAUCGUCUCUUGGAAAUCUCACCAAUCUUCAGUACCUCUUCCUCUACCUAAACAAGCUCACCGGUCCCAUUCCUCGCUCCAUUUUUAGCCUAAAAAACUUAAUCUCACUUGAUCUAAGCGAUAAUUUUCUAUCCGGUGAAAUUCCUGAACUCUUAAAUCAAUUACAAAACUUGGAAAUUCUUCACCUGUUUUCCAACAACUUCACUGGGAAAAUUCCAAAUGCUAUAAUCUCUUUGCCUCAUCUCCAAUUCCUUCAAUUAUGGUCCAACAAAUUCUCCGGCGAAAUACCCAAAGAUCUUGGAAAGCAAAACAAUCUCACUGUUUUAGACCUAUCCACCAAUAACCUCACCGGGAAAAUCCCAGAAAGCGUUUGUGGAUCCGGCCAGCUUUUUAAGCUCAUACUCUUCUCCAAUUCCAUCGAAGGCCAAAUUCCAAAGAGUUUGAGUCACUGCAAAAGCUUAAAGCGAGUACGGCUUCAAAACAAUCAACUCUCUGGUGAAUUAUCUUCAGAAUUCACCAAGCUACCGCUUGUUUACUUCCUUGAUUUAUCAAACAACAAGCUGUCAGGCACAAUCAGUGGAAGGAAAUGGGAUAUGCCGGAGCUUCAAAUGUUGAAUUUUGCAAGAAACAAUUUUUUUGGGGACUUGCCAGAGUCUUUUGGAAGUGACAAUCUUGAGAAUUUGGACUUAUCGGAGAAUAGUUUAUCAGGCAGAAUUCCAGUCAGUUUUGGAAAAUUAUCAGAGCUAAUGCAACUAAAGCUAAGCAAAAACAAGCUCUCUGGUGGCAUCCCUGAAGAGUUAUCUUUGUGCAAGAAGCUUGUGAGUCUAGACCUUAGUCACAACCAGCUCAGUGGCAUAAUUCCAUCGAGUCUCUCCGAAAUGCCAGUUCUCGGCCAGGUUGACUUGUCGGUGAACCAAUUAUCAGGCGAAAUCCCAAAAAGCUUAGGGGAAGUGGAGUCACUUGUUCUAGUAAACAUCUCUCACAAUCACUUCCAUGGGCAUUUACCAUCCACCGGAGCAUUUCUAGCUAUCAACACGAGCGCAAUCGCAGGCAACAACCUCUGCGGUGGUGACACCACAGCCGGUUUGCCACCGUGCAAAGGCGUGAAGACACCGGUUUGGUGGUUCUUCGCGGCUUCUCUCUUGGUUGUUUUGGCAGCUCUUGCAGUUGUUGCAUUUUUUAUCGUUUUCACUCGACAACAGAGAAAAGAUUUGGAGCUCAAGAGGGUGGAAAAUGGAGAUGGAGUUUGGGAAAUGCAAUUCUUCGAUUCCAAGUUCUCAAAAUCAAUAAAAAUGGAUGAUAUUUUAUCGUCCAUGAGGGACGAAAAUGUCAUUUCAAGAGGAAGAAGAGGAGUUUCCUACAAAGGAAAGUCUAACACAACCAACAUACAGUUUGUGAUGAAGGAGAUGAGUGAAAUCAACUCGGUCCCAACUGGGUUUUGGACCGAGUUGGGUAAACUUCGCCAUGAAAACAUUGCUAGGGUUAUCGCCAUGAUUAGGUCAAAAAGCGUUGGAUUUCUGGUUUUCGAGUACAUUGAAGGGAAGAGUUUGAAUGAAGUUUUUCAGGGACUGAGUUGGGAACGUCGGCGAAAGAUUGCGCUUGGAAUUGCGAAAGCUCUCCGUUAUCUACACUGUCACCGGUCACAAAGUGUCAUGGUAAGUGAGCUUUCGCCAGAGAAGAUUAUCGUGGACGGAAAAGAUGAGCCUCACUUGAGAUUGAGUCUUCCCGGGAGGACAUGUAUGGAUAGCAAGAGCUUCAUCUCUUCGGCCUACGUUGCUCCAGAAACUAGAGAAACCAAAGACAUCACAGAGAAGAGUGAUACCUAUGGAUUUGGCCUCAUCUUGAUCGAAUUACUCACCGGAAAAGGUCCUUCUGACACUGAAAUUGGCGGCACGCAUGAGACCAUCGUCGAAUGGGCGCGUUACUGCUACUCCGAUUGUCAUCUUGACACGUGGGUUGAUCCAACGAUCAAGGAACACGGAUCAAAUAACCAUAACGAGAUCGUGGAGAUCAUGAAUCUGGCUCUUCACUGCACCGCCAGCGAUCCGAUGGCUAGACCAUGUGCAAGUGAUGUUGUCAAAACCCUAGAGUCUGUUAUCAGACCAAGUUCUUGUGUUCUAGGCCUCAAGUGUUCUUCUACCAUCUAGUGUUUUUUUGUUUUUUUUUUUUUGGUUAACUCAUAUGAUUUUUGUUCAGCUUUUUUAUUAUAAAGAAAAUGCUAUACAUAAACAAUUUUUUUACUUUAUUUUCUUACCAUUAGACACAUACAUUUAUUAUCUGUGUCUAAUGAUAAAAAAAAAUUAGUAAAAAAAUUGUUCAUGUAUAGCAUUAUCUGUUUUCUAUUAUAAGGUAUUAAUUGAGUGUUAAUUAUAUGUUUUGUCUAAGGUUAUGAUGACAUAAUACUGAGUGUAAAAAUGUAGAUAGAAUGAAAUGCCAUUAUAUAUGAAUUACAGCUUCUUGAUCUAAAA